AUGCCGUUCAACACUCAGAAACAGCUCAAGGAUGUUGAUGCUUCGACGUUUGAUAUCGUCAAGGUUGAGGCGUUCCAUAACACCAGGGCAGGCACCGUGUUCACGUACAUUUGGCAAUGGUUCCAGCUAAUACUUAUGCUAGCCAUCCUUGCUGUUGAUACGUAUACAUGCGUGAAUAUUUUGGUGUUCAACCGCUGGUCGAGUGGGGAGUACCAGGUUUACGAGUAUAAGGUGGCGAAAUGGAUCUUUACAGGGUGUAUUUUGUUUCGCUACGCCUUGAUGCUUUACCACUUGGCCUGGGGCAUCCAUAUCUACAGAACAAAGAACAUCGCCUUGGCUUACCUUAAUAAUGUGGCCAAACUCAUGUAUCGUCUUCGCCACUACGACUACCACUGCUUGUUCCAUGAAAUUGAGCAGGAAGGGUUCUUUGACUGGGCGUGUUUCUUGGUCUACGAAGAGCUCGAUAACGCUUUGGAGGUUCUCGUGGCUGAUACGCCCAGACAAGUGAUUAAUAUCCUUACGUUGAGGUAUUAUGCCACAGGCGGCGACCAGAAUAAUGAUAUUUUGGAGAAUAUCAGGUCCAUUGCCAACUCCAAUGUCCGACUUUCGGUGAUUUUGUCGCUCCAAUUGGCCUCUGUGGCUCUUUUUGCAUUCUUCUUCUUCAAGUUCUUGUUGGGUAUGUUAUUGUAUAUCCCAAUCAGAGUCAAGGUCUCGCAUCGUGGCUUCAGGCUGUUGAAGCUGUACUGUUACGAUGUUGUCAACGACAAGGUGCGUCUUCUCGUGACAAAGAACCACAAGUCCAAGAAACAGAUUCUCGAAGAAGGUAUUCUCGACUUGGAGGCGAUCCGCGAGAACCCGUUGCUUGGUUCCGAGUCGCUGUUGGAUUUGGUGCCUCAAGAAGUACAGAUGAGCCACCCUCUUUUCGCUCGUCACCACACCGCCGAGUCCAUGGCCAGUCUACGAAAGCCAGCCCCUCUUGCUCAUACGACAACGUCGUUGGCAUCUGCAAGAGAGAGUCCUUACAGGGAUGUGCAGCGGAAUCCGUUUGCGGACUCGUUCGCCAGUCUUCACAACAAGCUGUCGGUCAGAACGUUCGCUACAGAUCAACAGUUCACCAAUCCGUUUGCUGAUUCCAACGUUGCAGUGCCGCUCCAACCAAUGCAUCCUAUCAAACGGACAGGUUCGGCGUCGUCGUUGACUGAAUUCACAGCACCUGGAAUUCCUCGCAACGACUCUGCCAACUCACUCGACGCAGACUCGCCGCUUCUUCCCAAGAGCGACAGUUUCCAAGACUCUAUUGACUCGCACCAGUCCAGCGUAUCUGCCUCAUCUUCAUCUAAUGACGACCAAGACACUGCCGCCGUUCCGUACCCCGUACGUGGAGUUUCCAUGUACGGCGCCGAGGAUUUCAAGUAA
Molecule: messenger RNA, 1416 nt
Organism: Candidozyma haemuli
Lineage: Eukaryota; Fungi; Ascomycota; Pichiomycetes; Serinales; Metschnikowiaceae
Gene: KCH1
Product: Kch1p
Exons: 1
Coding region: 1-1416 (471 amino acids)
Biological process (GO): potassium ion transmembrane transport
Cellular component (GO): plasma membrane
Molecular function (GO): potassium ion transmembrane transporter activity
Source: RefSeq, a predicted model, not a curated record